AGUAGUAGUAGCAGAAUGAGCAGUAUUACUAAUAGUGACGGCAAUAUAAUGUAUUCUCACAUACAAGCUGUAGGGGGCAGCAAGCAAACACUGCCGUUUAAUUUUAACAGCGAAGAAGAAGAACUUCCUGCAAGCUGUUUCCAUGGCAAUCAGACAUGGCGCCAGCUCUCGUCCACUCCUCUGCAGGUCCUCCUCCACCUGAACACCUGGUAUUUCGCAGCCUUCUACCUGGCAGAGAUUCUCAUGUUCAUCUACAAAGGGAUCUCACUGCCGUACCCGUCAGAUAAUCUGGUCCUGGAUGUGGUGCUGCUGGUGAUCUUCCUCGGUCUGGAGACUCUGAGGAUCUUUUACGGUUGGAAGGGGAACCUGUGUGAGCGCUCUCUGGCCUCGUGUGCGUCGCUCUUCAUCCUGUUUCCCUGCGCUGCGCUGGCUGUUUACUACCUGCUGCUGCAGACCUUCGUCCUGCGGCUGGAGUUCAUCCUCAGCGCCGUCCUGCUCUGCUUCUACAGCCUGGAGCUCCUGCUCGGACUCCUCUCCAUAUCCGCCUUCUCCAGGUCCAAAGUUUACUGAAGAAGAAACAGGAGUUCACCUGAAACACAGAACAUGACGACGAUCACCAGAGAACUCAGUGUAAAUAUAAAACAUUGUCUGCUUUUCUAAAGGUGAUGUUUAAAUGUAAAUCUGUUUUAACUGUUUUAUACAAACGGUUUGUACGAAUGUUUCCACCCUGAGAUCAAGACCUUGUUGUAAAUAAAGUCAGUUUCACUGCAGAUUAUUAUGUUGGAAAAAGCUGUGUAAAUAAAUUGAAAUAAACUGUUUUUUCUUUAA
This is a messenger RNA of Lates calcarifer (barramundi perch), 828 nucleotides long. RefSeq names its product transmembrane protein 216 (gene tmem216). The transcript has 5 exons. Lineage: Eukaryota; Metazoa; Chordata; Actinopteri; Centropomidae. Gene Ontology annotation, biological process: non-motile cilium assembly. The coding region runs from base 16 to 570 and encodes 184 amino acids. Gene Ontology annotation, cellular component: ciliary transition zone. The record is from RefSeq and is a predicted model, not a curated record.